Molecule: messenger RNA, 1707 nt
Organism: Lycium barbarum (goji berry)
Lineage: Eukaryota; Viridiplantae; Streptophyta; Magnoliopsida; Solanales; Solanaceae
Exons: 4
Coding region: 1-1707 (568 amino acids)
Source: RefSeq, a predicted model, not a curated record
AUGCAGAUAAGAAGAAUUCAAGGGGCAGAUGGGAAUUGGAUAGAAGAAGAAGAGAGAAUAAUUGUUGAAGCCAUUAGAUACUACACUGCUCUAUUUACAAAGGAAGAUGAUCCAAAAGAUUUUGAAAUUCUAAAUCACUUGCCCCGAAUGAUUUUUGAGGAUGAUAAUUUGUGGUUUGAAGCAAAACCAACUAAAGAAGAGGUGAAGGCAGUGGUUUUUCAACUAAAUGGAGAGAGUGCAGGAGGACCUGAUGGUUUUAAUGGUGUAUUUAUCAAGUUUGCUGGGAAAUUAUUGGAGAGGAUACUGAUUCAUGGGGGAUUGGUGUCAAAAUUAUCUGAUAUUAUAUCACUCAAUCAGUCUGGAUUUGUUAAAGAUAGAAGUAUUGUGGAGAAUAUACUGUUGACUCAAGAAAUUGUGUCUGAUAUAAGGCUGAGGACAAAAGAUGCAAAUGUAAUAAUUAAGCUGGAUAUGGCAAAGGCCUAUGACAGGGUAUCUUGGUUGUUCUUAACCAAGGUAUUUAGGCAGAUGGGAUUCUCAAAGAAGAUUAUAGACAUGGUUUACAGGAUUGUUAACAAUAACUGGUACUCUAUGUUGGUAAAUGGGCAGCAGCAAGGUUUCUUCCAAUCUCCCAGAGGAGUAAAGCAAGGGGACUCUCUUUCCCCUACUUUAUUUAUCCUAGCAGCUGAGGUCUUAUCUAGGAGUCUGAAUGCACUUCAUCAGAAAGUCCAGUUUAGGGUUUGGAUAAUGGAGAUUUUGAAGAAUUAUGAGCAGACUUCUGGUCAAAAUAUUAAUAUGGACAAAAGUAUUGUUUAUAUGCAUAAUAAUGUCACAGGGGACAUUAGUAUCACAGUUGAGAUUGUAACUGGCAUUAAUAGAAAAGAAUUUCCUUUUAUGUAUUUGGGUUGCCCUAUUUAUCAUUGUAGGAGGAAAAAGAAAUUCUUAAAUGCUUUGAUCCUUAAAAUCAUGAAUAGAUUACAAGGCUGGAAGGGUAAAAUGUUAUCCUUUGGAGGAAGGGCAAUUCUUACUAAACAUGUGCUUCAAAGUAUGCCAAUACACAUGUUGUCAGCUGUUAAUCCUUCUAUUAGGAUCAUUAGGCAAAUUCACAAGAUGUUUGCUCAGUUUUUUUGGAGCAAUACUAUUGGGGGCACGAGCAGACAUUGGGUGGCUUGGAAUAAAUGGUGUGUCCCAACUCCAGAGAGGGGCCUAGGUUUUAGAUCCCUUCAUGAUGUGUCUUUGGCACUUUUUUAUAAGCUCUGGUGGAAUUUCAAGACAAAACCUACCUUGUGGAGUGCUUAUAUGACCAACAAAUAUUGUAGGAAAGAACAUGCUAUAGUGGUAAAUCCAGGGGAUACUUAUGAUGAGAGAAUUCAGAAUGUGAAAGAAGUGGUAGUGGAGGAGAGGUGGAAUAGAGAAAAAUUGAUAGAAGUGCUCACUGAGGGCAUUAUUGAGCAUAUAGUAGAGAAUAUAACCCCAGCCAGAGAGGAAAGAGAUACUGAUAGACCAUGGUGGAUACCAGACACAAGAGGGGAAUUUUCAAUUAAAUCAACUUGGGAUUUUAUUAGGCUGAGGGGACCACAAGUGGACAGUUAUAGGUUCGUGUGGAUAAAGGGGUUGCCUUUUAAGAUUUCCUUUUUUCUUUGGAGAUGCUGGAAAUACAAAAUUCCUACAGAUGAUGUGUUAAAAGAUGAAUAUCAAUUUGGUGUCUAG